AUGGCGAUCGACCACGACUCCCCCUGCAAGGAGCUCCUCCCCAAGGACCGCCGCAGCAUGGACGAUGACGGCGCUGAACCGGAGGAGGAGGAGGAGCUGGAGGAGGUUGAGGAGGAUGAGGAGGUUGCGGAGGUGGAGGAGGAGGAGGCUGAGGAGGACGAGAAGUCUGCGGAGGAGGUGGAGGAGCAGGAGCAGGUAGCGUCGGCGGACGGCGAGCGGUGGCCUCGGUGGCUGCGCCCCAUGAUGUCCGCGCGCUUCUACACGCCGUGCAAGACGCACCCUGACUCGCGCCGGGGCGGCGUGCGCACCAUGUUCUGCCUCGACUGCGCCGCCGUCGCCGGCGCGCUCUGCUCCCUGUGCGCCGACCAUGGCCACCGCGGCCACCACGUCAUCCGGGUCCGCCGCUCCACCUACAGCAGCGUGCUCAUCGUGUCGGACGUCCAGGGCCUCCUGGACGUCGACGGCGUGCAGACCUACGUCAUCAACGGCGCGCGCGUCGUCUUCCUCAGAGAGCGCGGCCCGCAGCAGAGGCACGCCCGCAGCGCCUGGAGCUUCGUCAACCAGUGCGGCUGUGGCCGCGGCCUGCUCGAGGCCUUCCGCUUCUGCUCGCUCAGCUGCAAGUUCCCUGGCUGCCGCCACGACCGCAGCGCCUCCUCCCCUUCCUCCCCGCCGCGCAAUGCCGCCGACCAGACCUCGACGCCACCACCGCCGCCGCCUGCACACCGGCGCAAGGGCAUCCCGCACCGGGCACCGUUCGGCAACCUGGUCGUCUGA
Messenger RNA from Triticum turgidum subsp. durum (durum wheat), 774 nucleotides. Lineage: Eukaryota; Viridiplantae; Streptophyta; Magnoliopsida; Poales; Poaceae. The record is from the annotation of a GenBank genome assembly.